AUGAAAAAUAAUCAAACAAAUCAAAUUAAAAAGAGAAAAUUACCUUAUCAAAUUGAUAAAUUUAAAGUUCAAAAAUUUCAUCAUUUUCAACCAAAUCCAAUUACAAAUUCAAUUGAACCAUUAUUGGAUGGUAGUAACAACAAUAAAAACAAUAAUUAUAAAAAAUUAAAGAAAAUGAAUUACAUAUCAACAACGACAAUAACUACAACAAACAAUAUUGAUUUAAAUAAUUUAUUGCCAAUUGAAAAUAUUAAACAAUUAUUCAAUCAAUUGAAUUCCAAUAGAGAAAUAAUGGAUACACUUUUUAAUCAAUUCUUACAAUUAUAUAAUAGUAUCAAUUUCCAAUCACCCCUAUCAAAUUUAUCAUUGUUACCAAUAACAAAUUAUAGUAAUAAUGACAAUGAUUAUAACUCAAAUAAUAUUAUUUCAACUAAUAUUGAAGGAAAUAAUAAUAAUAAGAGUUUUAUUUUACCAAAUUUGAAUGAGGAUUUAUUUCUAAAUAUUCCAGAUUCUUUAAAAGAUUUAACAAAUGAAAAAUCAAUUCAAGAGAAUAUUACUCUACCAACACUUGAAAAUGAUUUACAUUCACCUCUAAAUUUAAUCCAACAAUUUGAUCAAAUUAUAAAUAAAUAA
Messenger RNA from Dictyostelium discoideum AX4, 633 nucleotides. RefSeq lists its product as hypothetical. The transcript has 2 exons. NCBI's taxonomy places the organism in Eukaryota, Evosea, Eumycetozoa, Dictyosteliales, Dictyosteliaceae. Bases 1 to 633 code for a protein of 210 amino acids. The record is from RefSeq and is a predicted model, not a curated record.